This is a messenger RNA of Paramisgurnus dabryanus, 3233 nucleotides long. NCBI's taxonomy places the organism in Eukaryota, Metazoa, Chordata, Actinopteri, Cypriniformes, Cobitidae. The record is from RefSeq and is a predicted model, not a curated record.
CGGGCACGGAUAGAUGCGCGUCCUCGAUGGCAGGCUGUAGUGUUUGAUGAUCUAGUCUUUCGAAGGUCGUCUCGUGCACCGGUGUGAUGGCGACCGCACGUGCACCGUUAUUCUCCGCAUCUGUCCGUCGUGUCUAGUGAUAUAAAGCCGUUAGAUCAGACAUGUCACGCCGUCAGGGAUCGGAUCUCCUCCGCAGCUUCGCUCUUCUGCUGUUUCUCAACACCGGGAGUUCUGCUUUACCGAACCGGACCAGCGCCGUCCGUUUCAUGCAAUACGAAAGCCCCGGCAGCAAUAAUAACGACACUCUGGGAAUCAAUAAUCCCGAGAUGAUGCCAAAGCUAAUGGAUAAUAGCGGGACAGUGAGGCGAUGGCCCGCUUUGGGCUCUGGGGGAAAAAUCGGGCCACUGUGCGCCUACCGCACCAUGAGCGCGGGUAACCCGGGGCGUUUGUGUUUUCGGUACACGCAGACCGACUUCACGUGCCCGGCUCCUUCAUGUCGGCAGGUGACGUCACCCGGCGGGCAGCUCACCGCCAACAUCCUGUCCAACAGCAGCGUGUUCGUUCAGUGGACCUCUACUGCCCCAACAAAGAGCCCCGCGCCGGGCCAGACGGGCGGCUUCAGGCUCAGCUGCUGGUGGAACGGCAGCUACACGCAGUUCGACUGCGCAGGCGUGCAUUUAGGCAGCAGCUGCAGGGAUUAUUUACUCAGUGAGCUGCACACAAACGUGCACUACCGCCUCUGCGUGCGACCCUACGCCUCCGAGCGAGCAGAAGCCUGCGUGGAGUUCAGCCUCACGCCCGACGGGAUGCAGGACAUCGUUAUCGCCAUGACAACGGUGGGCGGGGCCAUCUGCGUGAUGCUGGUCAUCAUCUGUCUGCUGGUGGCGUACAUCACUGAAAACAUCAUGAACCCAACAGCGCAACACACGCUCACUGCGCAGCAUUCCCACAGAUCUCACUUAAACACACAUCUGUGAAAACACACAAACACAGACACCUCUACUCAGGAUCAGACACUACAUAAUACACAAACAUGAGAGCUGAGAACUAUUUACUGAAUAGUAACUGCACACUUUAAAAAUCAAAGAACACAGUAUUACAGAAAUUAUUCACCACAUUGUGAAUUGGGGUAAGAUAAGGAGAAACUGAUUUCAAUACUUGCUCAAAUAAUCCUGUCUGUGAAUUCCAGACUAACGUCUCACAAUCUAAUGAUUGGAUUUGGAGUUUAUAUUUUCACAAAAUGUUCUGUAGCAUCAUGCUAACUUCAUGCUAAAUUAGGGUGAACUUAAUUGCCAUUUUUCCCGGACACGUCCUGGCUCGGAUUUGGGGUACAUCCUCCAGAAGUCGCAUUGGUUGACCGCAUACACCAUUUAUUUUUAUAUUUUAGGUUCUAUUUAAGAAAAGCAAAUAGCCUACAAUGAUUGUAUGUCUUAAGAGAAAUUAAUCUUAAUUUUAUUAUGUUUUUUUUACCAAAAUGUGAGAUCCUUGAUGACAUAUGCGGUCAACAAAUGCAACUUCCGGAGGACACACCCCAAAUUUUGGCCAGGACGUGUCCGUGGACAAUGACACGCAUGUUCACCCUAGGAUAAAUCAUGUUAGCAUUAUGCUAAAUCAUGGUAAUUUCGGUACAUCAUGCUAGCUACAGACUAAAACACUUAAACAGCCAGGUAGACCAAUAAACUAUACUUAUUUUAAACUUUUGUUCAUCUGUUUUUACAACUAAACCCAAUUAAACGUUAAAAUAAGUUUCAAAAAGUUGUGGCUGAUAUUACUUCAGGUUUAUUCUUCAUACUGUAAAACAUGGGUCAAAUGGACCUCAUUGCUUUGUGGGAUCACAUGCAGUGCUGCAUUCUGCACAUUAUAAGAAAUACAGUUUGUCAUGUGGGUAUUUAUGAAAGCAGAAAAUGUUCAUACUGUGCACAGAAUACAUGCAUACAUUACACAGAUAUACAAUAACACUACAGUAGUAUGUAUAGAGUAGUACAGAAGCAAUAGUAAGAAAAGUAUAUUAUUCUGAACACAGUCAAAAACAUCACUGUUGAGCUAUCUUAGCGUGAAAUCUCUUAAUUAUUUAAUAAUUUCAUUUACCAAAAAACUGUGCACUUGUUAUUUAGUCAGAAAGUUAUAUAAAUAUUUGUUCGAGUCAGUCCAUAAAGAGAAAAAGUCAUGUUUUGGCUGUAGUAAGGAGGUCAAGCUGCUCUACUUUCACUAUAGAUGUCUGUAUAAAUUACAGUAUUACUGUCAGCUGUUUGCCAGUAACUUACUGUAGAUUUACAUUGAUGUUAUUUACUGGCAACAGUUUGUUGAAAGGUAAAUGAACAUUAAACAUUAACAAGUCUUUAUCUUUACAGAAUAAAACUAUAAAAUAACAGCCUCAUGCAAAGCAUUCUGGGAACCGAAAUCUGAAGGAAAAAACUGAAAAAGGUUGAUGAGGAUUUCUGGUUCCCAGAAUUUGUUAUUUUAUGUAAAGACUUGUUAUUGUUAAUUUAACUUUCAACAAACUGUUGCCAGUAAAUAACAUAAAUUUAAAUCUACAGUAAGUUAAUGGCAAACAGCUGCAUAACUACAGCAAUUUUUACAGUGUAUUUAGAGGGAUGCUGUAAUUUUGUACUGUAAUGUCCUGUGUGUUAAACCCAAUAAUUAACAUUAUGCCUUAUCUUACACAAGAGUUAGUAUUCACCAAAAUGAGAACAUUGACUGACCGAUCUGAAUACUGUGCUUUUAUUCCUCCUUUUGUGUCAAUAAAGAGGCUUGUUAUGAUUUAUUUUGAUUAUGUGGUUAUUUAUUUCGUGAAUUAACAACCUCGCAUGCCUAAAAUUAGGCUGACUGGAUGAUGUUUAAAAUCAAAUAUUACAAUGAUUUAUAAAUAUGAAUAUUUAAUACUUAUAUAUUUUGUAAGUAAUAAAUACAUGUUUGGGCAUCACAUUAGUGAUAUUACGUUGAAUAAUAUGAUGAAUAUGUGGUGUGUGGUUUUUUAAACAUUUUUAUUGAAUAUCAACAUCAAGUACAAAACACAUUUUGUUCAAAGCCACAUGAGGUAUUAUUCACAUAAUUAUUCACAUGUUAAGACAAUAAAUGAGAAAAACAUACAGAAAUUGAGUACUUUUAAAGUAUUAUAUGUUUUCAGAGCUUUUUUGUUUUUUUACUUUUUCCAAUGGGGUACUGUAUAAUUUGAAAUCAUUUAUAAAAUGUUACAUGUUUGGUUUUUUGUCCUAAUAAAUAGCUGUAUAAUA